AUGGCGAAUCAUCGUCUGUUGAUCGUUUCCUCCUGGCUCUGCGUCCUCCUGGUCGGUUCCUGCCACGCCAACAAUGCGUUCGGCACCCGUAUCCUCGGCGGCGACGAGGCCGACAACGAGUUCCUCUUCCCGUACCACGUCUACCUGACCCUCGGCCACGGCAAGUACGUCUGCGGCGGCAGCAUCAUCGGCGACUAUCACGUCCUCACCGCGGCCCACUGCGUCAUGAAGAACUCGCGCGAGUUCCACGACGACGUGCUGCAGCGCGGCCUCAACGUCGUCGCCGGCACCUCGAAUCUGCGCGAUCUGCGCGCCGAGCACGCCAAGACUCGCCGCGUCGUCAAAAUGUACGUGCCCAAGGCCUACGACUUGGGCAGACUGAGGGGCGACAUCGCCGUGCUGAAGUUGAACGAGCCGCUGGGCCUGAACGUGUUCACGAAUCAGCUGCAGGAGGUGGCGUUGCCGCCGAAGGAGAAUACGAAUUACGCCGGGCAGAAGGCCAUCGUGACGGGUUUCGGUUACACGAGGUACUGGUCGCCCCAGGAGAAUCUCAGACAGACCAAUCCUUACGUGAAGCUGAGCGAGAAUCUGAAGUACCUGAAGACCAAGGUGCUGGAUCAGAAUCUGUGCAUGCAGAAGCAGCUCACUCAACCGAGCAACACCAUCAUCUGCGCCCAGGCGGAUCAGAACGAGUACAAUUGGAAGGAGUACCAGGGCACUUGCAAGGGCGACAGCGGCGGACCACUGGUUGUGCACGGCGUGGUGAUCGGCGUCGCCAGUCACACCAUCAGCUCGCACCAGUGCUCCGAGUGGUACACGCCCUCGUUCUACACGAGCGUCGCCGUCUGGAAGCCCUUCAUCGAGCUGGCCAUGCAGGACCAGACCAGGGGGAUGAUCACCCACACCUAUUGA
Messenger RNA from Trichogramma pretiosum, 912 nucleotides. Its product is annotated as chymotrypsin-2-like. The record is from RefSeq and is a predicted model, not a curated record. The transcript has 3 exons. Gene Ontology annotation, molecular function: serine-type endopeptidase activity. Bases 1 to 912 code for a protein of 303 amino acids. Gene Ontology annotation, biological process: proteolysis. Lineage: Eukaryota; Metazoa; Arthropoda; Insecta; Hymenoptera; Trichogrammatidae.